AGUAAGGCCCGGCCCAUAUAAGGAACGCUAAACCCUCGCUGGUGCCUUUCUCUUCCACUGAAAUCCCAGCCACCGCGAUGAGCACCCUGAAGACCGUGGCGGCGACGAUCCGGCUCACUGUGCCAGCCGGAGGGGCCCGGCCUGCGCCUCCGGUCGGACCGGCCCUGGGUCAGUACCGGCUGAACCUAAUGGCGUUCUGCAAGGACUUUAACGCACGAACCCAAAAGUACAAAGCGGACACACCCAUGGCCGUUACGAUAACGGCGUUCAAGGACAACACCUUCGAGUUCACCGUGAAGUCGCCGUCCGUCUCGUGGUACCUCAAGAAAGCCGCCGGCGUCGACUCCGGCAGCAGCCGCCCCGGUCACGUGACUGCGUCGACUCUCUCCGUUCGGCACGUGUACGAGAUCGCGAAGGUGAAACAAUCGGAUCCUCAUUUACUGAACAUGCCUUUGGAUUCCAUUUCCAAAUCCAUCAUUGGAACCGCUAAUAGCAUGGGGAUCAAGGUUGUCAAGGAUCUCGAUUGAACUUUUUGGUAAUUGGAAGUGCAUGUUUAUAUGAUGCUUGGUUAUCUUGUUUUUUGUUCAAUUGGCCACUCAAAUAUGAACUAGGGUUUUGUUGUGUUUUCUCUGCGACAAUUUCAUUAUAUAUUACAUUUAGAGAAACGCUGGCGUUGUACUGUUAGAUAGUUAGUUAAUUAGUUAGUUAAUUAUAACUAACUAACAGUAUGGUACAUUUUGGCGUUGGGCAUGCGAGGUUGGGACUCUACUAUUUAGCAUUGGAGCUAAAUGCUGCAUUGUCACUGUGAAGAUCUCCUUUUCACCACAGUAAAGAAAAAUGAAAGUUUGAAACUUUUCAAGAAUGACAUGAUUUUCUAUUUUCUAUAUUUUUUCCCCCUUGUUCUCUCUCUGGUGAGAUAUGUGGGUGUGUGCCCCCACAUAUUGGUAUAACGGCAUCAAUUCAAAAUCAUCAUUGAUUGAAGAGUUUUACUUUUAGCUCUAAUUUGUGUUGAUAAAACUCGAAUUAUGCUUAAUUUUUCC
Molecule: messenger RNA, 1040 nt
Organism: Gastrolobium bilobum
Lineage: Eukaryota; Viridiplantae; Streptophyta; Magnoliopsida; Fabales; Fabaceae
Exons: 1
Coding region: 78-527 (149 amino acids)
Biological process (GO): translation
Cellular component (GO): ribosome; large ribosomal subunit
Molecular function (GO): structural constituent of ribosome; large ribosomal subunit rRNA binding
Source: RefSeq, a predicted model, not a curated record